AUGUCCGUCGAUUAAAUGCAACACGAAUUACAGAAGUCCCACAAUGAAUGAAACCAGUCAAUUAGAAGACACACCUGCAAUGCAUGAGGGCUGGAAUGAGAGCGAAGUCGAAGAUAUUACAUCACAUUUACAAGAUGGCAGAUUGGUUGAACUAAGCAAAUCCUUUCUCAUGAAGAUAAAAAACUGUUCUGACCUAACGAACAUGGGUGGUGGUUUCGGUAAAAUAUAUAUUUCUCGCGUUCCUAUUCCUGGAUUCAAACACAAACUUGUUCUUAAGGCAAUUGGAGGUGAUGAUGAGAACUCAAAAUCUCAGACGCAACUUUUAGGUUCAGUUAAAAAUGAGAAGCUGGCAUCACGGGUGAGACAUUUUGCCAUCGUUCCACUGCUGGCCUUCCACGAUGAUUGUUCGUUAGGUAUAUGUUACUUGAUUUCACCGUAUUUUGAAAAUGGUGAUCUGUUCGAUGCUCUUCGAUCCGACAACGGGGACAAGAUUCUACUUGAAUGGAAAACAAGGCUGAAAGUGAGCUACCAGAUAGCUUGUGGAAUAGACUACAUGCACACAAGUAAUUCGUUUCGGGGAACCAUUCUACAUUUGGACAUCAAGUCAAAGAACAUCGUGCUUGACAAAAAAUUCAACGCUAGGUUGAUAGAUUUUGGCUUGUCAAGGGAGUCAAUGACAGGAAGCAAUAUAACAACAGCGCCUUUAGCAGGAUCGGAAUUAUACCGUCCACCACGUUAUCACAAAACGAGCCCUUUACUGGAUUUGUAUGCUUUCGGUGUUGUUAUUCGGGAAAUUUUAACCGGCCUAGGUCCUGAGGGAACACGUCCUUCUCAGACACCACUGAAACUGUUGGAUAUGGUGAAUUUUGAAGAUUUGAUACAGAGACGCAUAUGGGCAAUUGAUUAUGUCUGGAAGAGUGUGUCCAGUAUAGCUAGUCGAUGCAUAUCUAGCGUAGAUGAUGACGAAACAAGUGGCCAGAUAUCAUCAGCUUUAAUACGCACAUCAUUGAAGUCGAUUUUAAUCAAAGAAUCAAUACAAAAAUGGACGGUCCUGGAUGACAAUAACUGCGAAAUAUGUGUGGUUAAUGGACAAUUGGAAAAAGAAAAUCUUUCCUUUCGCCGAGUAUCAGAAAUAAAUCAUUCUAAUUGCACAACAAAAAUCAAAAUAUGUUGUGCCUGCAUGAGGAAUUCGUACGUAAAUCCAGUCAAGUGUCAGGCGUGCGAUAACGAGAUAAAAUCUAUCAUAGGAGAUGGAUGGGGCGCCAUUUUAAUAGCUGGAUUCGACGAAGACAACAAUCCGUUUCGAAAUGAUGUGAAGAUGUUUGCACAUGCUAUAUCAUCGAAAGUUCUUCCAUCGAUGUGUGUAAGCACUGUAAUCACAAUUGAUUCGGCAACGCAAGCAACAGAACCUGUGUCAGUCCGGAUUGAUGAAGCAUUUAAGACGAUUAUGAGACACAAUGUUCACACGUUGGUGUUUCUCUACUCAGGACACCACGGCAAAGACGGAUUUAAAGUUGGCAUGAAUGAAUAUGUCAGCAUGCAACACAUUAACAAAAAAAUACAAGAAUGCACACACGUCAAAAUAGUCAUAGCUUUCAUGGACUGUUGCCAGCCAGAAAGAAUCAGAGUAAAAGAAGAAGAACAACGUCUCAUUCAAUUCAACGCAACUGCGAGUACGGAUGCGGCCCUAUCUUUACGAAACGAAGGAAGUCCUUUUACGAAGUUGUUGGUACAGGCUUUCACGAUGAAAGCUUCAGGUGGCAAAUGUGCUUUGCCGCAUUGUGAAUGUCGCAUAGAUGGACCCUUUAUAACAAUCGAUUCAUUAUCGCAUUACAUUGAGAUACACAGACAAAACGGACUUCUGCGUGGCAUGGAACCUGAAAAAAGCUUGAUCAAUAUUAAUUGGCAAAAUGAAUGCCUUGCCUACAAUUACGCAUACAAAGUGGCAUUUCGUUUCGACAUUGUACUUCCUCAUCCGUUUACGUCAAAACACACAUUUGAGGUUUUGGCAACAACUGUGAAGGACUUUGAUGCCCUGAUACAAACGAUCCUAUUUCCCAGAUUUGCUGACUUAUUGGGAGAACAACUGAAUGUGCAUCAAAAGUCAAUGUCACAUGCAGACAAGAAUGCCCAUUGCUUGUGCAUUGUUUAUGAUACGGGUCCCAAAUGUUGUGAAGAGGUAGACAACAUAGAACAUCUUUUGCUUGCUUGGAACUCGAAGCGUUUGUUGUGCUGCAAGCUACGAUUCUCACUGACAGGCAAUUGUCAUAAACCGUCCGGUUUUUUCUUGAAAAAUGGUAAACCUGUCAAGGAUUGCAUGCAUGAAAAGAACGAAUUUGAGUUGACAUAAUUGGAGAGUUUCAUAAAGGAUUUACAAGAUAAAAAGAAUAAGUGCGACCCUGACACAAAACAAGCGUUAACAGUUUUCAUUUCAAACAUGUCUUCAUUUAUUCAUGGCUG
Messenger RNA from Dreissena polymorpha, 2460 nucleotides. RefSeq lists its product as uncharacterized. Gene Ontology annotation, biological process: protein phosphorylation. The transcript has 14 exons. NCBI's taxonomy places the organism in Eukaryota, Metazoa, Mollusca, Bivalvia, Myida, Dreissenidae. Gene Ontology annotation, molecular function: protein kinase activity; ATP binding. The coding region runs from base 44 to 2350 and encodes 768 amino acids. Gene Ontology annotation, cellular component: plasma membrane. The record is from RefSeq and is a predicted model, not a curated record.